CUGUUUACUUCAUGGACUACGACGUGCUUUCCACGAUACAAAGUUAUAGGGCUAAUACUAGUUGUAUUGUGAUAAUAUCUUUGAAACUGCAAAUUGUGUACUCGUAGAUAAAAUACGAAACGUUUACCUUUUGCGAGAUAAAUUCUUUAGACAUGCUGGUGUCAGUGGGAUAGCUAGCUAGCUAAUGUCAGAGUGAAGUACGUAAACAGAUGCUGGUUAGUUUUAAUGCGAGCUGUAAUCUGGCUGUAGCUAACCUAACUAAGUAGCUGUCCAGUGGUUGCAACAUGGGACGAAAGAAACAGGGCAAGUUUGUGCGCCCUGGCAACAAGGGCAAAGAAAAAAGGCAUGCAAUGAAGGGGAAAUCCUUAGAGGUCUUUACAGAAGAAAUGCACACUGCUUUUGAAGCAACUCUUCACCUGGAGGAGGGCGCAGAGGCCCCUCAGGUGAAAUUGCCUUGUCCACUUGCCAUGUGGGAGUUGGGUCACUGUGAUCCCAAACGUUGCACUGGCAGAAAGUUGGUACGCAAGGGCUUUGUACGCAACCUGCGCCUCAAUCAGAGAUUUAAUGGACUCAUACUGAGUCCAAUGGGCACAAAGUAUGUGACGCCAGCAGACAGAGAGAUUGUGGCUCAAAGUGGGUUAGCAGUGAUCGAUUGUUCCUGGGCCAAACUGGAGGAGACUCCGUUCAAUAAGAUGGUCGGAACGCAUCCCAGGUUACUGCCGUACCUCGUAGCUGCAAACCCCGUCAACUACGGCAAGCCUUGCAAGUUAUCUUGUGUUGAGGCUUUUGCUGCCACAUUCUGCAUUGUAGGUUUUGAAGAACUAGCAGUGCUCUUGUUGAGGAAAUUCAAGUGGGGAACAGUGUUCCUGGAUCUCAAUAAAGUUCUGCUGGACCGCUAUGCUGCAUGCCAGUCAGAGGAAGAGCUGCUCUCUGUAGAAAAGGAUUUCCUCACGUCAAAACCAGAGGAGGAGGAGGAGUUUGAUCCGUUUGAUGUUAACUCUGGAGUAGAAUGUAGGAAUCUCAACAGACGUCAGUGUGCACCUGAAGAUGAUGAUUCUAGUGAGGAUACGGACACCUCAGAGGAUAACGAAGAUGAAGCAGAAGAUGAAAAAACAGACAGCAACAAUGAGUCAAGAACGGCCUAACAUCAUCAUGAUGAAGAGAAAGAGACUGAACCAAAGUCAUCACAAUAAAAAAAAAAUUCAAAUAUGGAUUAUUUUACUACAAGGACUGGCAAAACCUUUUCAACACUCAUACAUAAACUGAAUGCUAUUUGGGGUCCAGUUUUGUAUCCAAAAAAUAAGAAAAUUAUACAGUACAUUGUAUGUUUUUUUAUGUAAACUGAGUAAAUAAAUGAGUAUUUGCAACCGUA
Siniperca chuatsi (mandarin fish) is the source of this 1372-nucleotide messenger RNA. It is a transcript of the gene tsr3, whose product is annotated as TSR3 ribosome maturation factor. Gene Ontology annotation, molecular function: rRNA small subunit aminocarboxypropyltransferase activity. Gene Ontology annotation, biological process: maturation of SSU-rRNA. The record is from RefSeq and is a predicted model, not a curated record. NCBI's taxonomy places the organism in Eukaryota, Metazoa, Chordata, Actinopteri, Centrarchiformes, Sinipercidae. The transcript is spliced from 6 exons. Bases 285 to 1145 code for a protein of 286 amino acids.